UUGCCAGUAGUGGCAGCAGCGGGACUCAAUUACCCCCUUUUCUCACUCUCUCCAGAAGCUCCAGAUGGCGUCUUCUGUGGGCAACGUGGCCAACAGCACAGAACCAACGAAACGUAUGCUUUCCUUCCAAGGGUUAGCUGAGUUGGUACAUCGAGAGUAUCAGGCAGGAGAUUUUGAGGCAGCUGAGAGACACUGCAUGCAGCUGUGGAGACAAGAGCCAGACAAUACUGGAGUACUUUUAUUACUUUCAUCUCUACACUUCCAGUGUCAAAGGCUGGACAGAUCUGCCCACUUUAGUACUCUGGCAAUUAAACAGAACCCUCUUCUGGCAGAAGCCUAUUCGAAUUUGGGGAAUGUGUACAAGGAAAGAGGGCAGUUGCAGGAAGCAAUUGAGCAUUACCGGCAUGCAUUGCAUCUCAAACCAGAUUUCAUCGAUGGUUAUAUUAACCUGGCAGCCGCUUUGGUAGCAGCAGGCGACAUGGAAGGGGCAGUACAAGCUUACGUCUCUGCUCUUCAGUGCAAUCCUGAUUUGUACUGUGUUCGCAGUGACCUGGGGAACCUGCUCAAAGCCCUGGGUCGCUUGGAAGGAGCCAAGGCAUGUUAUUUGAAAGCAAUGGAGACGCAACCGAACUUUGCAGUAGCUUGGAGUAAUCUUGGCUGUGUUUUCAAUGCACAAGGGGAGAUUUGGCUUGCCAUUCAUCACUUUGAAAAGGCUGUCACGCUUGACCCCAAUUUUCUGGAUGCUUAUAUCAAUUUAGGAAAUGUCUUGAAAGAGGCACGGAUUUUUGACAGAGCUGUGGCAGCUUACCUUUGUGCCCUAAGCUUGAGCCCAAAUCAUGCAGUGGUACAUGCCAACCUGGCUUGUGUAUACUAUGAGCAAGGCCUGAUGGAUCUGGCACUAGACACCUACAGGCGAGCUAUUGAAUUGCAACCACAUUUCCCUGAUGCUUACUGCAACCUAGCCAACGCUCUGGAAGAGAAGGGCAGUGUUGCCGAAGCAGAAGAGUGUUAUAAUACAGCUCUGCGGCUGUGUCCCACCCAUGCAGACUCUCUGAAUAACCUAGCCAAUAUCAAAGGAGACCAGGGAAACUUUGAAGAGGCAGUUCGCUUGUAUUGUAAAGCAUUAGAAGUCUUCCCAGAGUUUGCUGUUGCUCAUUCAAAUUUAGCAAGUGUAUUGCAGCAGCAGGGAAAACUGCAGGAAGCUCUGAUGCAUUAUAAGGAGGCUGUUCGAAUCAGUCCUACCUUUGCUGAUGCCUACUGUAACAUGGGAGACACUCUAAAGGAGAUGCAGCAUGUUCAGGGAGCCUUGCAGUGUUAUACUCGUGCCAUUCAGAUUAACCCUGCACUUGCGGAUGCCCACAGCAAUCUGGCUUCCAUUCACAAGUAUUCAGGGAAUAUUCCAGAAGCAAUUGCUUCUUAUCGCACUGCUCUGAAGCUUGAACCUGAUUUUCCUGACGCUUAUUGUGAUUUGGCUCAUUGCCUGCAGAUUGUCUGUGAUUGGACAGACUAUGAUGAGCGAAUGAAGAAGUUGGUCAGCAUUGUGGCUGACCAGCUGGAGAAGAAUAGGUUGCCUUCUGUGCAGCCUCAUCAUAGUAUGCUCUAUCCUCUUUCUCAUGGCUUCAGGAAGGCUAUUGCUGAGAGCCAUGGGAACCUCUGCUUGGAUGAGAUCAGUGUCCUUCAUAAACCACCGUACGAACAUCCAGAAGACUUGAAGCUCAGUGAUGGUCGACUGCGUGUAGGAUACGUGAGUUCUGACUUUGGGAAUCAUCCUACUUCUCAUCUUAUGCAGUCUAUUCCAGGCAUGCACAAUCCUGAUAAAUUUGAGGUAUUCUGUUAUGCCCUGAGCCCAGAUGAUGGCACAAACUUCCGAGCAAAGGUGAUGGCAGAAGCCCAUCAUUUCAUUGAUCUUUCUCAGAUUCCAUGCAAUGGGAAAGCAGCUGAUCGCAUCCAUCAAGAUGGUAUACACAUCCUUGUAAAUAUGAAUGGUUAUACCAGGGGUGCUCGAAAUGAACUCUUUGCUCUCAGGCCAGCUCCUAUUCAGGCAAUGUGGCUGGGCUACCCUGGGACCAGUGGCAUGCUUUUCAUGGAUUAUAUCAUCACUGAUCAGGAAACUUCACCUGCUGAAGUUGCUGAGCAGUAUUCUGAGAAACUGGCUUAUAUGCCCCAUACUUUCUUUAUUGGUGAUCAUGCUAAUAUGUUCCCUCACCUGAAGAAGAAGGCAGUCAUCGAUUUUAAGUCCAAUGGGCACAUUUAUGACAAUCGGGUUGUGCUGAAUGGCAUCGACCUCAAAGCAUUUCUUGAUAGUCUCCCAGAUGUGCAGAUUGUCAAGAUGAAAUGUCCUGAUGGAGGAGACAACGCAGACAGCAGUAAUACGGCUCUUAAUAUGCCUGUCAUUCCUAUGAAUGCUAUUGCAGAGGCAGUUAUUGAAAUGAUUAACAGAGGACAAAUUCAGAUAACAAUUAAUGGAUUCAGUCUUAGCAAUGGACUGGCAACUACCCAGAUCAACAUUAAGGCUGCCGCUGGAGAGGAGGUUCCCCGUACCAUUAUUGUAACCACACGUUCUCAGUACGGGUUACCGGAAGAUGCCAUUGUGUACUGUAACUUCAAUCAGUUAUAUAAAAUUGACCCAUCUACUUUGCAGAUGUGGGCAAAUAUUCUGAAGCGUGUUCCCAAUAGUGUACUGUGGCUGUUGCGUUUUCCAGCAGUAGGAGAACCUAAUAUUCAACAGUAUGCACAAAAUAUGGGCCUUCCCCAGAAGCGUAUCAUUUUUUCACCUGUUGCUCCUAAAGAGGAACAUGUUCGGAGAGGCCAGCUGGCUGAUGUCUGCUUGGACACUCCACUCUGUAAUGGACACACCACAGGGAUGGAUGUCCUUUGGUCAGGGACACCCGUGGUGACUAUGCCAGGAGAGACUCUUGCUUCCCGAGUUGCAGCUUCCCAGCUCACUUGUUUAGGCUGUCUUGAGCUUAUUGCUCAAAAUAGACAAGAAUAUGAAGACAUAGCUGUGAAACUGGGAACUGAUCUAGAAUACCUGAAGAAAAUUCGUGGCAAAGUCUGGAAGCAGAGAACAUCUAGCCCUCUGUUCAACACCAAACAAUACACAAUGGACCUAGAGCGGCUCUAUCUACAGAUGUGGGAGCAUUACGCAGCUGGCAACAAACCUGAUCACAUGAUUAAGCCUGUUGAAGUCACUGAGUCGGCCUAAAUAAUGACUGUGUGCACAGGAGAAUUACCCUGUACCUGAGCCUCAACCUUCUGGGGGAAAGGGAACUACUUUUUCCUUAUCUGUACAAUACCAUGCUGCAGAUGGGUGACAGACAAUGAUAAGAAAUAGCACAGCCAGACUUGCUUCCUGCAUGAUCAUGAUCACGAUAGGGAGAGACACAAGAGAUGGGAAACUGCUGUUCCACAAGGAGUCUCCAUAGAAUUGUGCAGCAGCCAGGUGUCUGGAAGGUAAGUCUGGAAGGUCUGAUCUCCCUUGGUCUUCCAUGGGAUGGAUGGUUAGUGUGGAAGGGAGAUAGAGAUUGCCCAGCCGUUUUGUGAUUAUCAUGGAUUGAUUGAGUCUUCUGAAUUAAUAUUUUUCUUUAUAUUUUGGGUAUUGGAGCUUUUAAAAAUGUUUGGUUUCAGGUAUUUUUAUUCAUGUGAAGUGUGUACGAUUCUCUUGAGAUAAGCUUUUAAGCUAAAAUAUUCCUUGUUUUAGUUUCUGAACUCGACAGAUAAAUGGGGACUUUGCUGGUAUAGUCUUUUUAUAGUUUUGUAAACCACUUGAGCCUAUAUCAGUCAUUUUAGUGUCUGACAUAAUGUUCGGAACUAUCAGUGCUUUGUUGGUUUAUAGAUGAUGGCUUAAAUUCUUUUCCUGGUCCGUUUCCUUCUUCCCUUCCCCCCACUUUAAAAAUUCUCCUGUAACUUGGCUAACAAAAAACCAAGUCUGAUUCAAAACCUCCCAGAGUGUUUCUCUUAACCGCAUCAUCUGGUGCCAAAUGAAGAUUCUUAGGAGUGAUUAUUAAUUCUGAAGGGCACAGUUGUGGUACUGUCACUGAUGAUAAUAAUAAUGGAUUUUUGGCCUAGAGUUUUGACCUAUUUCACCAGUGUUUUACCGUUGGCUGCCCCUCUAUGCUGCUUCCAAAAGUCAUAGUGUGUGUUAAGAUUUUUACUUUCAUUUCUAAUGUUUGUUUGUUUUUUUUAGUGAGUCCUGUUCUACCUUUUUCUUUCAGCAGAAAUGAAAUCCCAGGUAAGUAUAAGUAUUCAAAUAUUUGAUCAGUAAGUCACAGUUAUCUCCAGUACAUUAAAUAACUUUCAUCAAAAAACAUGUUAUAGGUAAAAAGCUCUGAAGGACCAGCUAUGUAUAUGAUAAUUAUGUUUCAGACCUUCUAGGGUAUUAUAUAUAAUAACUUGUCUUCUGGACGUGGUCUUGAAGUCUUUAUGGAUUCAGUCUCAGUAGUAGCGAACUGCACUGCUACUUGGUUUGGAGUACAAAUUAGACUUUAGCCCUCCUGGAGGUUGAGUUUUUGGUAUUGAAAACCAUAGGAAUGAAAUUAUUGUAUUUCAACAAAGGAUCGAGGGCUUGAGGCUUAAACAAGGCAACAUACGUGUGGGAAGCAGUCAGCCUUGAGGGCAGGUAAGGACAUGCCAGGCAUGCGGCCGCUGCUCGAAGGGACUGUCCCUACUUGUUCCCCUCCUUGUUCCAUUCCAUGGGAGAUAAAUCACCAGGGCCCAGAGAUCAGAAAGAAUGUAAAAUGAGACAAGCAAAGCUGUCUCCCCCCUGCACAUGCAGGUUAUUUUUGAUGCUUCUGGGUUUAUGGGUUUCCUCCCAGGGAAGUUAACCUUGAGCCGAGACAGUCUGUAGAUAAUGUAAACCACCAUCUGGCAACCUUCCGAUUUCUAGUCUAUAUAAUCUGCAACUGUAGCAUAAUAAAAUUUGCCUUGCAACCAUCAGUUGUCUUGGUCCUUCUGACCCCAUCCGUCGGUGCUACUUCAGUUCCUUACCCCUUCCCUUCUGACCCUGGGCGGUGAGAUCCUCUUUCUCCGGCUGGUCCGCGGCAAGUGGCACUCGAACAGGGACCUGAAGCGUGAAGGCAAUUGAAAGAAAAAGAAAGUGCAGGUAAGAGAACCCUUAUGCAAAAUAUGUGUGGCCACCAGUAAAAGUGAAACGAAUAGAGGCAUAAGGCAAUAGUCAGAAGUAAAAUAAGAUGGGGCAAAAGGGCUCAAAGAUGUAUGAAUUAUUUGCUCAGGUUUUACUUUUGAUGCUUAGAGCUCGGGGUAAUAAAGUUUCUGAACUUUAUUGUUGACUGAAUUUUUACAGCAUAUCCAUGGUGUAUCUCCCUGGUUUCCUGAUGGCGGCUCUGUUGACAUAGAAAUCUGGCAGAAAGUUGGAGAAGAUUUAAAAAAUUAUUACGAGUCUCGAGGGCCUACUCAUACUCCUGUUGUUACAUAUAGUUUGUGGAAUCUGAUAAAAAUAUGUUUAGAUUCUUCUCAUGAUAGUGUUGAUUUGAAUGUAAAGUCAGAAAAACAUAAGCCUCUGACAGAAGGAGAGACUGUAUUAUCAGCUACUGUGUCGCCACUUCCUAAACCGAAAGAGCUAAUUAAUUUAAAUAGUUUAGAUGAAGAGGAACAUUUUGACUUAACAGAUGAGGCUUGUAAACAUAAAAGAGAGAAAUAUCCUGAGGAUGAUUUUCUAAUGGCUGUGAUAGGUAAGUCAGUGAAAAAGCUGCAGGUUAAUAAGGACUGUCUUCCUCAAAAAUCCACAUCUGUAAAAAUGCUCAGUCCCUUGCAGCGCGCUGUACAAGGAGCAAUAAAACGAGGAGAAGAUCCUAUUUUCUGUUGUCCCGUCAUAGAAAGACCUGAUCCUAAUAAUCCUCAACAAGCUACUAGGGAGCAUCAGGCUCUCCCUUUGAAAGUUUUGAAAGAUUGAAAAUCUGCCUGUGCUCAAUACGGGCCCACUGCUCCUUUUACUACUGCUAUGGUUGACAGGAGAAGCUCUUCCCCCCGCUGAUUGGAAGUCUAUUGCACCAGCUUGUUUAAAUGGUGGAGAUUAUUUAAUAUGGAAGUUUGAUUUUUAUGAACGGGCUGCUGAACAAGCAGAAAAGAAUGCUGCCCAUAAUAUUCCAGUUGAUUAUCAUAUGCUGAUUGGGGAAGGACAAUAUCUUUCUUUACAAGAUCAAUUAACUUAUCCCUUUGUUGCUUAUCCUCAAAUAAAUCAUUUGGCAUUACAAGCCUGGAGGAAAUGACCUUCUACACACAAAACUGAAGAUCUUUCAAAACUUAGACAGGGACCUGAUGAACCAUAUGCUGAUUUUGUAGAUAGGUUGUCACAGGCGGUGGGGAGACUCAUUGUGGACGGACUCACUGGUACGAUUGUAGUUAAGCAACUUGCUUUUGAAAAUGCUAAUAAUGAGUGUCAGGCUGCGAUUCGACCUUGGAGAAAACGGGGAACAUUGGAGGAUUAUAUUCACCUUUGUGCAGACAUUGGGCCUACUUAUAUACAGGGUGCUGCUGUGGCUGCAGCAUUAACUAAAGUGGGGUUUAAAAACAAUCAAAAGAAAACAAAGACUUGUUUUAAAUGCGGAAAGGCAGGUCCUUUUGCUAGAGAAUGUAGGUCUUUUAAUUCUAACCCUAGUCCUUCCUUCCCUACUCAGAAACCUCCAGAUGGUCAGAAAAUCCCUGGUUUAUGCCCUAAAUGCAAUAGGGGAAAACAUUGGGCACAAGAUUGUUGCUCAGUGGCCCACAAGGAUGGGCCACCACUGUCGGGAAACUCUUCCCAGGGCCUUCCCCGGCCCCAACAAAUAAUAAGGGCAAUGUCUGUGUAUCCUCCUCAAAUUAUCAAUCAGACAUUAACCAAAAACAAAAACAUACAAUAUCCUCGCUCUCCAGAGCAACACCAGGAAGCGCAGGACUGGAGCUCAGUACCUCCGCCCGAUAUGUAUUAACUCCUGAAAUGGGUCCUCAGGCCCUCUCUACGGGCAUCUGUGGACCUUUACCCAAGGGUUUGAUGGGACUAUUAUUGGGAAGAAGUAGUGUCACCAUGAAAGGUUUAACUGUUAUGCCAGGAGUCAUAGAUUCUGACUACGAAGGAGAAAUAAAAGUCAUGGCACAAACUAUUAAAAAUAUAAUAACUAUUUCUCCUGGUGAUAAAAUUGUACAAUUGCUACUUUUGCCCUUUCUACCUCAUGGACAAAUUUUACAACAUCAAAAGAGAGAAACAAAGGCUUUUGGAUCGUCUAAUGCUGCCUACUGGAUUCAGAAGAUAGGGAAAGAACGUCCAGAAAUGAAAUGAACCAUUAAUGGAAAGGUUUUUUCAGGUUUGUUAGACACUGGAGCUGAUGUCUCUGUUAUGACGCAGAUACACUGGCCUAAACGUUGGCCCAUUAGUCCUACUAUUACAGAACUUCAUGGAAUAGGACAAAGUUCUUCUCCUAUGCAAAGUAGUCAGUUUUUUUUAUGGCAAGAUAGUGAGGGCCAUUCAGGAUAUUUCCAGCCUUAUGUUUUGCCUGGGCUGCCUUUAAACCUCUGGGGCCGAGAUAUAUUAAAAGAAAUGGGAGUAUUACUUUAUAGUCCAAACUCUCAAGUCUCUAAUAUGAUGUUGGAUCAAGGAUUUCUUCCCACAAAAGGGCUGGGAACAAAUCAACAAGGAACUGUCUAUCCUAUUGAUGUGAAAAUAAAAAAUGAUAGACAAGGUUUGGGUUUUUCUUAGGGGCCUUGGAUUCUCCACUCACUGCUGAUCCAAUUACUUGGCUGACUGAUGACCCUGUAUGGGUGGACCGAUGGCCCCUCACAAAGGAGAAAUGAGAAGCUGCAGAACAAUUAGUACUGGAACAAUUAGGGCAUUUAGAAAUUUCCAGUAGUCCUUGGAAUACUCCUAUUUUUAUUAUCAAGAAAAAAUCUGGAAAAUAUAGGUUAUUACAGGAUCUAAGAGCUGUUAAUAAAACUAUGCUAAUAAUGGGAGCUCUUCAACCAGGCCUACCCUCUCCAACAGCCAUACCACACAAUUAUCAUCUUUUAGUUGUAGAUUUAAAAGAUUGUUUUUUCACUAUUCCUUUGUUUCCUGAAGAUAGAAAACAUUUUGCUUUUAGCUUGCCUGCCUUAAUUUUUAAGGAACCCAUGAGGAGAUUUCAAUGGAAAGUAUUGCCUCAGGGCAUGGCAAAUAGUCCUACAUUAUGCCAAAAAUAUGUGGCUCAGGCCUUGACUCCUGUGAGAAAAAGGUUUCCAUCGUUAUAUCGCAUACAUUAUAUGGAUGAUAUACUUUUAGCCACUGAUAAUAUUUCUUUAUUAGAGACUGCUUUUCAAUUUUUACAACAGUCCUUACAAUCAUUUGGCUUGGUCAUUGCCUCAAGAAAAAUUCAAAGACAAUCUCCAUUUUUAUAUUUGGGAAAAUAUAUUGAUAACACUACUAUUAGGCCUCAAAAACUGCAAAUUCGAGUUGAUAAUUUAAAAACAUUAAAUGCUUUUCAAAAAUUACUUGGAGAUAUUAAUUGGCUAAGGCCUGCCUUAAAACUUACUACUGCUCAAUUACAGCCUUUGUUUGAUAUUCUUAAAGGUGACUCAGAUCCUUCUUCUUCACGCUCUAUGACUCCAGAAGGAUUUCAAGCUUUACAAAUAGUCAAUAGAUCUAUCAGUUCUACACAAUUAACUAGAAUUCAUACUCACCUUCCAAUUUUCUUAAUAAUUUGUCCAACUCCUCAUGUGCCUACUGCCGUCUUAUGGCAAACUGUUGGAAUUAUUGAAUAGAUUCAUAUGAAAUCUACACCCUCUAAAGUUAUUAAUCCUUAUUAUGAACUCAUUAGUAAUUUAAUAAUGCAAGGUAGAACUAGAUGCUUACAACCUAUAAGUAUAGAACCUUCUCAAAUUAUUAUCCCUUAUUCAGUUAGUCAACAAAAUUGGCUUUUUCAACAUAGUAAUGAAUGGGGUCUUGCUCUUGCAGGAUUUUCAGGUACCUUGGAAUGCCAUUACCCUGCUGAUAAAUUGAUCCAAUUCGGCAAACUUAACUCAUAUCUUUCCUUCUAUAAUUAGGCAACAGCCUGUUCCUCAUGUACCUUUGGUUUUUACGGACGGUUCUUCUUCAGGAGUGGCUACUGUAAUCAUUGACGACGGAACAAACCUCGUUAAAGAAACUUCCUUGACUUCAGCUCAACGUGUUGAACUGUAUGCUGUCAUUAUGUCUUUUAAACAUUUGCCUUCUAUAUCUUUUAAUUUGUUUUCUGAUACUUAUUCGUUCCCAUGAUGGUCCUGUUGCAGGUCUGUAUAUCCGUGCUCAUUCUAACUUGCCUGGUCCAUUGACUAAACUUAAUGCGACUGCAGAUGUUUUAACUCGAUCUAAACGUGAUCUUUAUCCUGUACAUUUUCCUCCCAAGAAUAGAGUUGAAGUUACUCCUCCUCCUCAAUCUCUUUUCCCUAAAGCAGGACAUGUCCCAAUUUACCGUACUCCUCCUUUCCGUUCGUCAUGCUCUCAAGAAUGGCUAAUAUACUGCAUUCAUUAUCUUCAUACUCUUGAUACUCAUGGUCCAUGUCCUAGGCACCCUCAUAUUAUGGUAAGUUAUGAUCAAACUGCUUCACAAGCAGCACAGCAGUUGCACGCUUUACACCGUCAGUCAGCGGCUACAUUACACACACAAUUUUCCCUUACUGGUGAAGCCGCCCCACAAAUUGUUAAGCAGUGCCCACAAUGCUUACCUCACCUUCCUGUUCCACAUUAUGUUGUUAAUCCUCGUGGAUUAUUACCUAGACAUUUAUGGCAAAUGGAUGUUACUCAUAUCCCAUCUUUUGGGAAAUUACAGUUUGUUCAUGUCACUAUCGAUACUUAUUCUGGUUUCCUCUGUGCUACAGCACAGACCGGAGAAGCGACUAAACAUGUUAUCACUCAUUUAUUACACUGUUUUGCUUUCAUGAACCUUCCCAAAAUUAUUAAAACAGAUAAUGGGCCCGCUGCUUUUGCAACAUUUUGUAAUUCAUUACAAAAUUACCCAUAUUACAGGCAUUCCAUAUAACCCUCAAGGACAAGGUAUUAUAGAACGUGCAAAUAGAUCUUUAAAGCUAACUAUUGAAAAAAUAAAAAGGGGGGAAUUGUAUAGAACAACGCCACAUAACCUUAUAAAUGAUGCUCUGUUUAUUUUAAAUGUUCUCACUGUUGACAAAUUUGGCUGCUCUGCAGGGGGAAGGUUGGUGGCUGAGCCAAGACUGGCCUCUCAAUCUCCGGAGGUCCUCUGGAAAGAUCCGUUAACCAGCACUUGGCGUGGUCCUGAUCCUGUGUUGAUUUGGGGACGUGGUCACGUGUGUAUCUUUCCCAGAUCAGCGCCUGGACCUUGCUGGCUUCCUGAGCGCUUAGUCAAGCAAAUAGAUGGCUCGCCACAGCUCACCUAGUUCAGAAGAUGAAGAAGCUCUGCACCUCUCCGGAAAAUUUGACAGUGUUGAUUGAGAAAAAGAAGAAGAAGAGGAGACCACUUGCCAGGAUGACUCAAAGGAGUGAUGUUCCAACUUGGGGAAAAAUUAAACAACUGGUUUCAUGAGCUCAAGAGUCAGUGAAACAACAGAAUAAUCCUGUUACACCUGUAACUUUAUUUUUGGCUAUGUUGGCAACCAUUUCAUGUGUUCCCUCUGUUAAUGCAGCAACUUACUGGGCCUAUGUACCUGAUCCUCCACUAUUACAACCCAUAUCUUGGUCUGAAGCAGAGUUUCCUGUAUUUUACAAUGAUAAGUGUUUAUGGGCCUCUUAUUGGGAAUAUAAAACAAAUCAAUAUGUCUGUAAAUUAUACUAACUGGUUUAGUACCCAUCCUGUCUGUCUUAGCCCACUGAAUCUGGAAACUGGAUGUGUAAAGGCUAUUAGUUAUGAGCAUACAGAUGUUUAUGAGGGAACGGAUCAAUCAGUUUGUCAGGCUCUCUAGGCAUCCUUCGUUUUACAGGAACCAACAUUACUCUUACAUGCCCGGCUACCAGCCGACGAGAGGAUCUUAAGGAUACCAUCAUUUGGUAUAAAAUGGGCAAGCUAUUAAUAUUAGAGGUCAAAUCUCAUACGCCUCACCACUUAGGGAUUCCGCUAUUACUAUAGCCAAGGUUACAGGUGAAGAUUCAGGAAAUUAUUUCUGUAUGAAGCGUUUACUUGGAGGACAAGGGAUACUUAUAGCUGGACAUAAGGUUACUAUGCUUAACAGAAAAUCAAAAAAUCAAUUGCCUCUCCUUAUGACCGUUAACUUUCCUGCAUCCACUUUUGAACGUUGCAAUGCAUCUUGGAAUAAUAACCAAAUAUGGUGUACUAUAGAUUAUACCAAGGUGUCAA
Messenger RNA from Orcinus orca (killer whale), 11267 nucleotides. Its product is annotated as UDP-N-acetylglucosamine--peptide N-acetylglucosaminyltransferase 110 kDa subunit-like. The record is from RefSeq and is a predicted model, not a curated record. The coding region runs from base 65 to 3205 and encodes 1046 amino acids. Gene Ontology annotation, molecular function: protein N-acetylglucosaminyltransferase activity; protein binding. Gene Ontology annotation, biological process: protein O-linked glycosylation. Lineage: Eukaryota; Metazoa; Chordata; Mammalia; Artiodactyla; Delphinidae. The transcript has 2 exons.